Molecule: messenger RNA, 1611 nt
Organism: Onthophagus taurus
Lineage: Eukaryota; Metazoa; Arthropoda; Insecta; Coleoptera; Scarabaeidae
Source: RefSeq, a predicted model, not a curated record
AUGGCUGUAGCUAUCAAAACCGAAAUUGUGUCUUUGUUGAAUUUAGCAAUAAGGUUAAGCUGGGCUUACACAGAUCCACUCGAAGUUAAAUACAUAUGUGAGGGAGGAAUUAAAUUGGAGUACGAUGAGAAAGAAUAUGAUGAAAAAGAGGUUGAUGCAAAAGAGUAUAAUGUUACAAUUGAAAAUAAAUUCAUAGUAAAUGAAACAUUAAUUAAACCACCUUUACAAACAAGUAGUAUUCUUAGAACACUUCUUAGUGGUAGAAGUUCUCAACAAGUGAAAGUCGAAUGUCCAGAACAACAAGAAACUAGUUCUUCAGUUAUUUGCGUAGUUUGUAAGAAAUCUUUUACGGAUCCUUGGGCUUUAAGAACACAUCAGCGUCGCUCGCAUAAAGUUACAACAGAUGGUAAAGAAAAGAAAAAUAGAACUUAUUUAUGUGAAGUGUGUGGGAAAGCAUGUACGGGAAAAUUAACACUUGAUGAUCAUUACAAUUUUGUUCACACUGGUACAAGACCUUACACGUGUCCUCAUUGUCCAAAAAGUUUUGCAACGCAUAAAUAUUUGGUAAUUCAUCAACGAAUUCAUUCGGGGGAGAAACCUUAUGCUUGCAAACAUUGCGGGAAAAGUUUCACCCAACGAUGUCCUCUCCAGAUCAAAAAUUUCAACCAAGGACUUGUACCAGUUGUAAUAGAUCGUAUACAACGCAAUCAUCAUUUAAAACCCACAAAUACAGAUGUCCAGCUAACCCACUUAUUACAAAGGACAAAUUUAAAACAAAAAGAAGAUGUGGUUAAAAAUACAAGUUGUAACCGUUGUAAUAAAAGUUAUUCUACACGAAGAGCCUACACGAAACAUCGACACAGAUGUAAUAAAAUUAAAAGUAUACCCUGUAAUAUAUGCGAAAAAUUAUUUAAAACGUUUCAAGAAAGAAAUCGCCAUGUGAAAGCAUUACACAAUGAAAAUAGAAACGUUUAUGCAUGCGAUAUUUGCGACGAGUUCUUUUUAACUACAUCAGCAUUAGAACGUCAUGAAAACAAACAUCUCAACAAACACAAAUUUCAAUGCGAUGAAUGCGGUAAAAAAUUUCACAUAAAAUCAAGUUUAAAUCAUCACAUCGCUUUACAACACAAAGGUGUUAGAUAUACUUGCGAAGAGUGCGGAAAAUCGUUUGCUAGCGAACCUUAUUUUCGCAAACAUUGCGUUACACACAAAGAAGAUUAUGUACCACCUAACUUUCAUUGUUUGGAGUGCGGUAAAAUUUAUAACAGAAAAAGUUCUCUUGCCAUGCACAUACAAAUACAUAGGGAUCCUAGCAAAAAAUUUUUCGUUUGCGAAGUUUGUGGUAAAUCCGUCGCUUCGAAAACUAGUUUAAAACAACACGUUAUGUUACAUACAGGAGAAAAACCAUUUAAGUGCGAUGUGUGUGGAAAAUCGUUUAAUAAACAAACAAUUUGUAAAAGUCAUAUGAGAACGCACACAAAGAGUAAACCAUUUAUUUGUAAUAUAUGUGGUAAAGGAUUUUCUCAAAGAACGCCUUUAACUGUUCAUUUAAGGUAUCAUUCGGGCGAGAAACCGUUUACUUGUUUAGAGGCUCAAUUAUUAACUCAAUAA